Messenger RNA from Manihot esculenta (cassava), 2514 nucleotides. RefSeq names its product ABC transporter G family member 1. Lineage: Eukaryota; Viridiplantae; Streptophyta; Magnoliopsida; Malpighiales; Euphorbiaceae. The record is from RefSeq and is a predicted model, not a curated record. Gene Ontology annotation, molecular function: ATP hydrolysis activity; ABC-type transporter activity; ATP binding. The coding region runs from base 110 to 2296 and encodes 728 amino acids. The transcript is spliced from 8 exons. Gene Ontology annotation, cellular component: membrane.
UCCGCACGGCACUUAUUAAAUUGCUUCAUCUUUGCAGCCGGUCGAUCUCUCUCUCUCGCUGGCUGCCUCAAAAUCCCCCAUCCUCACAUAGUUCUUUUCAUAAGAUAGCAUGGAUUCUACGGUUAACGUUCCCAGAUGGAAACCAAAUCAAAGCCCUGCAGGUAACCCUCCUCAAAACAAGCCUACAGCAACACAAGUCAACGAGUUGGAGGUUCAAAGCAUUGCUUCUGAGGAAGAUGACAACUCGCUUAGAGUGGAAUCUGUCCGAUUCCCAUUUAACAUUAGCUUUGCUAGUGAUACUCAUGAUAGUCAUCAUCUUCCUUUUGCUUCUUCACCAUCUCUGAAAAAGAUUGAGAUGGAAGCAGCUACAACUGUUGUUGGGCUAAUAAAUGAUGAGAAACAGCUGCAAUUUUCAUCCAAGGACAGGAACAACGAUGGCAUUUUCUGCACAUGGAAGGACUUACGGGUUACAGUCGGUGAUGGAAAAAAUAGCCGCCGGGGAAUCCUGCAAGGGCUGACAGGGUAUGCUCAGCCGGGGGAGGUGUUGUGUGUGAUGGGACCUUCCGGCUGCGGCAAGUCCACUCUUCUGGAUGCGCUGGCAGGGAGAUUAAGUUCCAACACACAGCAAACUGGGGAGAUCCUAAUUAAUGGUCGGAAGGAGACACUUGCCUUCGGAACUUCGGCGUAUGUGACUCAAGAUGAUACUCUAAUGACAACAUUGACAGUAAGAGAAGCUGUGUACUAUUCGGCACAGCUUCAACUACCAGACUCCAUGUUAACAUCUGAGAAGAAAGAAAGAGCCGAGAUGACAAUCAGGGAGAUGGGUUUGCAAGACUCCGUCGACACUAGAAUCGGUGGGUGGAGCUCUAAAGGCCUUAGCGGUGGACAAAAGAGAAGAGUUAGCAUUUGCAUUGAAAUCUUAACUCGCCCAAAGCUUUUGUUUCUUGAUGAGCCAACCAGUGGACUAGACAGUGCAGCAUCUUACCAUGUAAUGAAACGUAUUCUAAGGCUUGCUAAGCAAGAUGGAAGAACUGUUAUUACUUCAAUUCAUCAACCUAGCAGUGAAGUUUUUGAGCUAUUCCACAAUCUUUGCCUCCUCUCUUAUGGCAAAACAGUCUACUUUGGUCCCGUUUCAAUGGCGGAACAGUUUUUUUCUUCGAAUGGCUUCCCUUGCCCUUCUCUUAGGAACCCAUCAGAUCACUACCUCAGGACCAUAAACAAGGACUUUGAAUUCGAUGCGGACAUUGAACAAGGAGAUGGUGGUUCCAUAAGCACAGAAGAAGCUAUUAACGUUCUUGUCAAAUCAUACCAAUCAUCAGAGAUUUUCAAGCAAGUUCAACAGCAAGUGGCUUAUAUUUGCGAAAGGAGAGGAGGAAUGCUAGAGAAGAAAGGAAGCCAGGCAAGCUUCAUUACUCAAUGCAUUGUUCUUACUAAGAGAUCAUUCGUGAACAUGUAUCGCGACCUAGGCUACUACUGGCUUCGCCUAGCAAUCUACAUUGCUUUGUGCUUAUGUGUAGGGACUAUCUUCCACGACAUUGGCCUCACGUAUGGUUCAAUCCAGGCAAGAGGCUCAAUGCUCAUGUUCGUCGCCGCGUUCUUGACUUUCAUGGCAAUUGGUGGAUUCCCUUCUUUUGUGGAGGAUAUGAAGAUUUUCGGACGAGAAAGAUUAAAUGGGCACUAUGGUGUUGGCGCAUUCGUUGUUGGCAACACAUUUUCUUCCAUUCCUUACCUGCUAAUAAUCUCUUUAAUCCCAGGAGCCAUAGCUUAUUACCUGGUUGGCCUGCAAAGGAGUUUUGAACACUUCGCCUACUUUGCACUGCUACUCUUUGCAUGCAUGAUGCUAGUUGAAAGCCUAAUGAUGACAGUUGCAAGUAUAGUGCCAGAUUUUCUGAUGGGUAUCAUCACAGGAGCUGGAAUUCAAGGAGUGAUGAUGCUAAAUGGAGGUUUCUUUCGCUUGCCUGACGAUCUUCCCAAGCCUUUUUGGAGGUACCCCAUGUACUACAUUGCAUUCCACAAGUAUGCAAAUCAAGGAUUCUACAAGAAUGAGUUUGAAGGAUUGACGUUUCCUAAUAAUCAAGCUGGAGGGUCGCCUACCAUUACUGGCGAAGAAAUCUUGCGAAACAUUUGGCAAGUGGAGAUGGGCUACUCGAAAUGGGUUGAUAUUGGUAUCUUGUUUGGGAUGGUGGUUGUUUAUCGGCUUAUGUUCUUGGGAAUCAUAAAAAUUGUUGAAAAAGUUAAGCCAAUCAUCAAAGCUGUUAUGUCUGUUCCUCCAGCACAAGUCAGCUCAGAUACUUGAGAAUUGAGAAUCCCUCUCCAUCACUUGAAGUUACGAAGAAUAUUUGAAAAUAACUCCAGAGAUCUAUAGGGUUGGUAAUUUAGGUUAGAGAAAUUCCCCAAGGUUGAUAAUUUUAUAAGGUUAAUUUUAUGUAUCGAUGUUGAAAUUAGCAGAUACUGAUAGCUAAUUGCCACAUCAAAUUUCAUAUGAUAGAGUAAAAACAUGAAAAAUUGUAGAGA